Messenger RNA from Lepisosteus oculatus (spotted gar), 6141 nucleotides. RefSeq names its product bromodomain-containing protein 3. Gene Ontology annotation, cellular component: nucleus; chromatin. Gene Ontology annotation, biological process: chromatin remodeling; regulation of DNA-templated transcription. NCBI's taxonomy places the organism in Eukaryota, Metazoa, Chordata, Actinopteri, Semionotiformes, Lepisosteidae. The record is from RefSeq and is a predicted model, not a curated record.
UGCGGCGCAUGAGCAGGAGACUCGUAGGACCUCAUCUAUUAUGCUGCUUUGCUGAAAUAAAAGAAGACCUGGUAGGACGACUGCAAGCAAAACGCUGUUGGAGCUGCUGAGGGGAAAAAGGUCACAAGGUCUGGCUCUGAGAUGGGAUGCGGGUCCCCUUUGGGGAGUAAAGAGCACAAAGAGGAAUACAGAACCCAUUGAAGACAGGGGAAGUCACAGACAAAGAGAGUGACAGCAAUCCCGAAAGGAUGUCAGCAGUCACCUCGGCCAUACAGGCUCCGCAGCCUGGUGUCAACCCCCCACCGCCCGAGGUCACCAACCCCAACAAGCCAGGCAGAAAGACCAAUCAGCUGCAGUACAUGCAGAACGUGGUGGUGAAGACCCUUUGGAAGCAUCAGUUCGCCUGGCCUUUUUAUCAGCCAGUGGAUGCCAUCAAACUAAGCCUCCCGGAUUAUCAUAAAAUCAUCAAGAACCCUAUGGACAUGGGAACUAUUAAAAAGAGACUGGAGAAUAACUACUACUGGAGUGCUAGUGAAUGUAUGCAAGACUUCAAUACCAUGUUUACUAACUGUUACAUUUAUAAUAAGCCUACCGAUGAUAUUGUCCUGAUGGCUCAGGCGUUGGAGAAAAUCUUUCUCCAGAAAGUGGCACAGAUGCCGCAGGAGGAGGUGGAGCUGCUCCCACCUGCGCCCAAGGGAAAAGGCCGGAAGCCAGCAGGAGCACCUAGCACUGGAAGCCAGCAGGUGGCGGCAGUGUCUUCAGUCUCUCCACCUCCAUCUUUUCCCAGUACCCCUCCUGCAGUCUCUCAGACACCAGUUAUCGCAGCAACUCCAGUGCCAACGAUCACGCCCAAUGUCACGCCUGUUCAGGCCGCUCCCCCUGCAGCUCCCAUGAUGCCUGUCGGUCCUCCAGCACAGCCAGUUGUCAAAAAGAAGGGCGUGAAGCGGAAAGCAGACACGACGACGCCCACCACUUCAGCCAUCACCGCGAGCCGUAGCGAGUCCCCCACCCCGCUGCUGGAACCCAAGCAGGCCAAAGUGGUUUCGAGGAGGGAGAGUACAGGCCGCCCCAUCAAGCCCCCCAAAAAGGACCUGGAGGACGGGGAGGUACCACAGCACGCAGGGAAGAAGGGCAAACUGAAUGAGCACCUAAAGUACUGCGAUAGCAUCCUGAAGGAGAUGCUCUCCAAAAAACACGCUGCCUAUGCAUGGCCUUUCUACAAGCCAGUUGACGCUGAAGCUUUGGAACUGCACGACUACCACGAAAUCAUCAAGCACCCCAUGGACCUCAGUACUGUCAAAAAAAAGAUGGACAGCCGGGAAUACCAGGAUGCUCAAGGCUUUGCAGCUGAUAUCCGAUUAAUGUUCUCGAAUUGUUACAAGUACAAUCCUCCUGAUCACGAGGUGGUGGCCAUGGCCCGGAAACUGCAGGACGUUUUCGAGAUGCGGUUUGCCAAGAUGCCCGAUGAGCCCGCUGAGCCAGCCCCUCCCCCUGCGCCGCCCGCGGCCCCAGUGGUCAGCAAGAGCACGGAGAGCAGCGAGAGCAGUGGAGACACCUCCUCCGACUCCGACAGCUCCGACUCCGAGGAGGAACGGGCCACCCGGCUCGCCGAGCUGCAGGAACAGGUGGGUUCGGAACAGCAAAUCACUCUGGAGCGCCCCAAUGGUAACGGGGCAGGAAAAAAAAACGGGUGUGCCAAACAUUUUCAGCUUAAGGCGGUCCACGAGCAGUUAGCUGCUCUCUCUCAGGCCCCGGUAAGUAAGCCAAAGAAGAAGAAGGAGAAGAAGGAGAAGGAGAAAGAGAAGAAGAAAAAAGACAAGGAGAAGGACAAGGACAAACACAACAAGGGGAAAGUUGAGGAAGAGAAGAGGGCCAAGUCAUCACAGCCGGCUAAACAAACACAGCAGAAGAAAGCACCUACGAAGAAAGCCAACAGCACAACUACCGCAACCAGGCAACCGAAGAAGGGGGCCAAGCCACCCGCUGCCACCUACGAGUCAGACGAAGAAGAAGAUUCAUUGCCCAUGACAUACGACGAGAAGAGGCAACUCAGCCUGGACAUCAACCGGCUGCCCGGAGAGAAGCUGGGCCGGGUAGUUCACAUCAUUCAGUCCCGAGAGCCCUCGCUCAGGGACUCCAACCCCGACGAGAUCGAAAUCGACUUCGAGACGCUCAAACCCUCCACCCUCCGCGAGCUUGAGCGAUACGUCAAGUCUUGUUUACAGAAAAAGCAGAGGAAACCUUUACCUGGCACAGGGAAAAAAAGUGCGAAGUCUAAGGAGGAACUCGCUCAGGAAAAGAAGAAAGAGUUAGAAAAGAGGCUGCAGGACGUGAGCGGACAGCUGAACAACAACAAGAAACCGCCCAAAAAAGCAGAGAAGGCCGGCUCCACUCCUGCUGGAGGCCCCUCUAGGCUGAGUGGGAGCAGCAGUUCUUCUGACUCUGGGAGCAGCAGUUCGAGUGGUUCCAGCUCAGACAGCAGCGACUCUGAUUAAAACACACACGCCGCAUGUCUUUUUUUCUUGUUUUAGUUCAUUUUUACUUUUUUUUUAAAAAAAAAAACAUUGUAUGCAGUCAUGGUUAUUUCCCUCUAGGACUUAUGUUUUAUAAGUCACAAAGAAGUAAAACAAUGUCAGAGAACAUUUAAAAUUUUUAUAAAUAUGAAAAAAGAAAAAAAAAACAUCUUGAGGAAACCUAGCUGAAUGAAAGUGUGGUGUUAUUGUGUCACUGGCCUUUAAAGGGAAAUGCCUAACAUUACCAGAACAAAAUUCUUACAGUUAGCAGUUUUUAUUACUUAAUGAAUUGGACAAAUGAAAAGGAGUAUAGGUCUUAUUUUGGGGGGCCCUGCCAGUAAGUUACGUCUGUUUGGAAAAUGUAUAUUAUAGUUACGUGUUUGUCAAAAGAUCCAACAAACGUUUUUUGUCAAGCUACAGCUGAACUUGGAGGAGUCUCUGGCUCAGUUUUGAAACUGGGAUGUUGUGCAGCCUUGUUGGGGAGGUAGGGAAGGGGGUAACUGAAACCUUGUCACAUUCCAUAAUCAUGAACAUCUGCCCGUGUGUGUAUAUAUCUCGAUACCUUUUUAUUUAUUUGACCUCCAAUUUAUUAUGUACACAAACAACAAAUAGUAUUUUUUAGUUUUUAAACACUUUUUAAAAGCAAAUACAAAACAAUACCAACUUAAAAUUGAAAGCCUUUUUUUAAUCUUAAAGGUGGUACUAUAUGGUAAUCUGUUCUUCUUGUUUUGGUGCUUUUUUAGGGUUCAGGAAAGUUAUUGGUAUAAAUACGUCGAUGACUGCCAAACAUGUCAACUAUUUAUACACUGUAAAGUGAAUCAGAAAAAAGAGGAACUAUUGCAGUCUGAAGUUGAUCACCAUGAAUAAAAGAUAAAAACUAAGACACUUGCAAUAAAAUAAUGAUUUCCUGUUUUAUUUCUCUUAAAGAUUAAUUUAGUUCCCCUUGGUACUUUCAUCAUUUUUUAAAGUAAAUAUGCCAGUUUUGUUUUCGCAUUUUAAUUUGUAUGUCUGUUUUGCUGGUGUUUUCUUUAACUUUGUUAUAUUAUCCUGUACAGAUUUUGUAGGACAAAUGUUGAACUUGCAUAUACUGUAUACUAAACUUGUGCUGCAUAUAGAAAUUGUUUCCCCUUUUUUCAAUGUCUGGAACUCCAGUAGCCUGUUAAGGUCCAUUCUGUAUGACAAUCAAGAGAAAUGCUUGUGCAAACUGUCCUUAAAAUAGUACAGUAGACUUAUAUACUUCAGUUGGCUUUCAACUGACUCUAUAGGAAAGCAGACAUUUGAGCAAAAUCUCUAACAUUGAAUAAUACAUAUAGUAAAGUGUUCCUAAUUAAAAUUAAAGUACACUGAAGGCAUUUUAAAAUGUAAAUUUUGAGUGGUUGAUAACUUUCUGUGUGACAUGAGGGCAGAACUAUUAAAUGUAUACCUUUUGUUAUCCAAUUUUCUACUUCCACUUCUUUCAGCAAUAUUAAAAUAGGGAAAUAGAAAGUCAUUACCCAUUUGUAAACUAUUUUCAUGUUGGGGAAAACUUUUGAAGGUAGUCUGCCAUGGUGUCAUUUAUUAGACUCUAUGAGAGGAGGCUGAACUCCUGUCUGAUUAACAAUAUGGUGUAAAUGAUUUUAAAACUCUGUUUUGGGAUAUUUCACACAAAAACCCUUCAGCUGUAUAAAAAUAAAUGAGAAUAUUGCAGUUUGUAAUAUAAAAGGUGUUUUCUUUUACAGUCAUAUAUUGGGCUUUGACUAUUCAAUCUACGAUUGAGUGACUAAUAACCAGAUCCCUUUGGCUAAUAUACAUCUAUGUGUUCUGUAAAGUUGUAGUCACAGACAUUAUCUGAAUCAGGCCAGAGCUUCCCAGCUGAUAAAAAAAGACUCUUUGUAUUGGGAAUUUAAUGUGUAUAAUUAGGGCCUUCCUGAUUUUAAAGACCUGUUUCCAAUUUGUUUGUGACAAAGUGUUUUGUAUGGAAAUGUAAUUUUCUGUUUAGAAAAUAGUGUUUAUAUAUUUUAUCCCCUGAACACAAUGAUAAAUUGACUUUUCCGGACUGAAUUUAUAUUCAGAAGCUAAACUGCCAAAUCAUUUGAUAAGGCCACUGUGAAGUAUGACUGACUUAGAACUGCCUUGAUGUGCGGUUUUGGACUAUUAUUAUUAAUUUUUUUGCUUGCAUUUUUUUAUUUCAUUAUGUUUUAAAUAGAAAAAAAAACUACAAAGCUCUAAGGGUCCCUGUUCUGUAAUGUUACAUUUUAAACUCACCACUAUUUACUGUGUUCUAUACCCAUUUCCUGUCUUUUUCUUCCAUGUCUUCAUUUCGUGUUUUAAGUAGUACCUGUUCAUAAACUGUGUUCUCAUCCAGUGCUACACAGUACACAGUGGAAGAAAUAGCAGCUAUAGCACAGCAGAAUGGUCAUAGGACGUGUGUGCCCAUUAGGCCUUGUGUUUCUGUAUGGCUGAGAAAUCAUGGCUGCCGCGCUAGGGAACAUUGAAUGUAAGACAUCCCGAAUGAUUAUGCUGUUAUUAUUUAUAAUUGUGGAAUUGUGCCCAACGAUUUACUUUAUACAGCAGGAAAAGACAGAUAUAUUGGUAAAUUGAAACCAGGGUUGGUUUAAUAUAAAACAAUUUGAAAAUUUGGUAAGCUGUUGGUGCUAUUAAAUGUAAAGCUGUGGGUUAACAUUUCUCUUAGUAUGUUAUCAUCUGAGUGGUACAUUGAGAUGUUCAACACUAGUACCUUCUUGGGUUUUGUUAAAAUGAGAUUCUUGAUUGGUCAGUUUAAGCGUAACAUGUUAAUCUGCACUAUAUGAAUUGGUUCCUUCACUGAAACAGCUGUCUAGAUCAUAAAGCAUGUGACCUACAUUCUUAAUGUGCGCAUUAUAAUUAUGUGGUGUAAAACACUGGUUUCAGAAUGUAUUUGUCUUUUGCCUCGUGAAUUUGUCGAAUAAUCCUCAACUGAAAUCCCAUUAUGGUAUCUUUAUGAUUUGUUAAAUUGUUUCAUUGGGUGAAUAGUUUAAGUUAAUUUUUGUAGCAUUAAUGUUUGAAUUGCAUUCUAAAGUUCCUCCAAAAUGCAAACCAUGAUGAAAUAACAGUUGAUUUAUGUGGUGGUUUUGGAUUUUAUUUGGCAUCACUGACCUGUAAAAGUCCCCAAAACUUCGUAUACAUUUUUUAUACUUAAAGCAAUGUUCACUUAUACAGAUCCGUCUAGGUUUCUGUAGUGAGUGAUAUAACUAGAGCUGAAAGACUGAAAAAAAUAUAUAAAUAUAUAUAUUCACCACUUUUUAGUUGAUUUUUAGGCCCUGAUCCAGAUAUAAUAGUUCUUUUUAUAUUUUAAAAAAAGACAAAAGUUUACUUUUUAUGUAUGAUGUGCAUGCAGGUUUAUUGUAACUUUCUUAUACCUUUUUUUGAGCUGUUUAUAGUAUCUUCCUGUAAAUGUCAGUCAUUGGAAAAGAAAACAAGGAUUCAGUGUAAGUAGUUUUAGGCUUGUUUAUUGCAACACUGGCCUGUGAGCCAAAUGUAGGGAGGGUUGCGGGAGGGGGGGGGAAGGGAGAAUUAGAAGCUAAUAUUUGAUGUAACUGCUAACCAGGGUCCCUGUAACUCACAUGGGGCUUGUUUUGUUUUUCGUAAAUAAACAACAAAAAACGUGAAA